GUCGGGUUUUAAUGCCUGGCACUUCUCCCUGGUCGUUGUUGCCCUUGCAAUCCAAUGAACGAACAACAUCGCAAGAGCCCCGCUUCCGUGCCCCGGUCGCUUGUUCAUUUCAAUUUGUUUCUUCCCGCGGUUUCCUGCACUUUCGCUUCACCAAUCCGCGCUCUCGCUGCUCCUACCGCACCGCCGGUCUGCAUACCCACGCCCUGUCACAUUCGAGCAAGCUGAGCUGGCAGAGACAACUCGUGUCUCUCAUAGGCCAGGCCUCGCUGACCGCAUGCCUGUCUCGCGCACACCGCUUCUGGCUCCUGCUUCCUGUUGACGGAUGUUGUGG
Parathielavia appendiculata is the source of this 331-nucleotide messenger RNA. RefSeq lists its product as uncharacterized. NCBI's taxonomy places the organism in Eukaryota, Fungi, Ascomycota, Sordariomycetes, Sordariales, Chaetomiaceae. The record is from RefSeq and is a predicted model, not a curated record. Bases 55 to 225 code for a protein of 56 amino acids. The transcript has a single exon.